Aspergillus niger is the source of this 372-nucleotide messenger RNA. RefSeq lists its product as uncharacterized. The transcript has 4 exons. Gene Ontology annotation, molecular function: protein-folding chaperone binding. The record is from RefSeq and is a predicted model, not a curated record. Bases 1 to 372 code for a protein of 123 amino acids. Gene Ontology annotation, biological process: chaperone-mediated protein complex assembly; protein folding. Lineage: Eukaryota; Fungi; Ascomycota; Eurotiomycetes; Eurotiales; Aspergillaceae. Gene Ontology annotation, cellular component: cytoplasm; prefoldin complex.
AUGGCGGACGCACAGAAGCAAAUGCAGGCGCUUACGGAAGAGUUCCAGACGUUGCAGACUGAGCUCGACGGUCUAGUCGAAGCGCGCCAGAAGCUCGAAUCCCAGCAGCAGGAGAACGUCGGCGUUCAGAAGGAGUUCAAUUCCCUUGAUGACGAGUCGAACAUCUACAAGUUGAUCGGACCGGUUCUGCUGAAGCAGGAUAAAAAUGAGGCUAUGAUGGCUGUCAAUGGACGUCUUGAGUUCAUUGAGAAGGAAAUCAAGCGCAUUGAGGGACAGAUUCAGGAGAACCAGGACAAGGCUGACAAGAAGCGCGCUGAGAUCGUUCAGUUCCAGACUCAGAUGCAACAAGCGGCGGCGGCUGCUUCUGCUUGA